AUGGACGUCCUGGCUUUAGAAGCAAAGAAUGCAAAUGGGACAGAGCCCGAGAAGAAGUCUUCAUCCAGGCCCAGGCCCAAACCACCAAAAAAGCCCAAGAGAAUCGUUUACUUUGAGGUGGAGAUCGUGGAUGUGAAGACUAAGGAGAAACUGCUUCUGCUUGAUAAGGUGGAGCCAACUGCAACUAUACUGGAUAUUAAGGCUUUGUUCCACAAAUCAUAUAAGAAGUGGUACCCAGCCAGACAGUCACUACGUUUGGAUCCAAAGACAAAAUGUCUCAGGGAUGACGAAAUACUCCAGACACUUCCUGUGGGAACUACAGCGAGCUUCUACUUCAGCGACCUUGGACCACAACUCACGUGGGGGACUGUGUUCCUAGCCGAGUGUGUGGGUCCUCUGGUCAUCUAUUUAAUGUUCUACUUUCGCCUCCCCUUCAUCUACGCUCCUAAAUAUGACUUCACUGCCAGCAAGAACUGGGUCGUUCAUUCCGCUUGCAUCUGUCACUCUUUACAUUACAUCAAAAGGAUUCUGGAGACGUUAUUUGUCCACCGCAUCUCGCAAGGGACUAUGCCUCUCCGGAACAUAUUUAAGAAUUGUGGCUUCUAUUGGUGUGCCGCGGCCUGGAUGGCAUACUACAUCAACCACCCGCUCUACACGCCACCACUAUAUGGGCAGCAGCAGGUGAAUGUCGGGCUUUACACUUUCUUGUUUUGCCAAUUUGGGAAUUUCUCCAUCCACGUCGCGCUUCGUAAUCUCAAACAACCAGGUUCAAAAGUGAAGAAAAUUCCUUACCCAACAAAGAACCCUUUCACGUGGAUUUUCUGGCUGGUGUCCUGUCCAAACUACACAUAUGAGGUGGGCUCCUGGCUAGGCUUCAGCGUGAUGACACAGUGCCUGCCUGUGGCUCUCUUCACGCUGGCCGCCUUCGUGCAGAUGAGCGUGUGGGCCCGAGGCAAACACCGUGGCUACUUGAAGGAGUUCAAGGACUAUCCCACCCUGCGCUCUCCCAUACUGCCGUUCAUCCUUUAG
This is a messenger RNA of Nerophis lumbriciformis (worm pipefish), 1029 nucleotides long. Lineage: Eukaryota; Metazoa; Chordata; Actinopteri; Syngnathiformes; Syngnathidae. The record is from RefSeq and is a predicted model, not a curated record.